Molecule: messenger RNA, 1468 nt
Organism: Culicoides brevitarsis
Lineage: Eukaryota; Metazoa; Arthropoda; Insecta; Diptera; Ceratopogonidae
Product: ADP-ribose pyrophosphatase, mitochondrial
Exons: 3
Coding region: 232-1053 (273 amino acids)
Molecular function (GO): ADP-ribose diphosphatase activity
Source: RefSeq, a predicted model, not a curated record
AAAAUUGAACUUUUUUCAAGCAUUUCCGCCCGCCCAAAAAUUCCAUGGCGAAAAAGUCACUGCGAAUAAGCCUCUUGCGUGUCUUCUAUUCUUAGCCGGUGUCAUGGAGCUUCAAAAUAAACAAAGUUAAAUUUAAAGUUUCAAUGUUAAAUACGCGAAAAAGUGCUUCGUGAAUCGAUAAAUCGACUUUUUAUCAUAGUUUUUAGUCUUACCGUCGUCAAUUCGCCCGAGAUGUUGCGACAUUUGAAGUGCAUCAACAAUUUUUAUCCUCGUAGCAGCAUCAACCGCUUUCCGGUGCCCGAAAAUUUGGUCUCUUGGAACGAAAAAUACCCGGAUUACAAGCCAAUUUUCUAUGAAUCUCCAGUUUUGGCGGGAAAGGAAUGGGCUGACCCUGGAAUUGGCGAUUUUGAGCCGAAAUUCAACGCAGUUGAUGACGAUAUCAACAGAAUCAGCUUCGUGAGUGACUAUGAAGUGACAGACGAGGGUUAUCCAAGAAACCCAAUAGGUAGAACAGGCAUUAUAGGACGUGGAUUGCUCGGGAGAUGGGGACCAAAUCACGCAGCGGAUCCAAUUGUCUCGACUUUUAAGCGAAAUAACAAAGGCGACAUCGUUAUUCAUCCAAAAUCGCAAAAAAAAGUGCUUCAAGUGAUCCUCAUUGAACGCCAAGAUUGCGGCGAAUGGGCAAUUCCGGGCGGAAUGGUCGAUCCGGGCGAACACAAACAAAUUUCCUCAACUCUCAAGCGAGAAUUCUUCGAAGAAGCUCUCAACAGUGACGAUUCCAACACCGAAGCGCUCGAAGAAUUCUUCAGCAAAGGCGAAACCAUUUACGAGGGAUACGUUGACGACCCCCGAAACACGGAUAACGCAUGGAUGGAAACUGUCGCGGUGAAUUUUCACGACGAAACGGGCGAAAAAGUCGGAAAAUUUCGCUUGCAUGCGGGCGACGACGCAGCUAAGGUCAAAUGGGUCGAUGUCGAUGCGUCGCUGAAACUUUAUGCGAGUCAUGCGGAUUUCAUUAGGAAGGUUGUCGAACGAUUAGCAGCUCAUUGGUGAAGAAAAAUACCGAAUUUGUGAUAUUAAAAGCGCCUCGUGAUAAAAAAAAAGUCAAUAUUUACGCAAAACAAAUAAUUUUUUUCGAAUUUCUUAUCACCUGUUUGUUUUUUUGCUUAGCUUGAGUUGCAAUAAUGAGCUUUGUGCUAAAAAUGGCAUAACAAGUGAUACGUAAGAGAUAAGGCGAGCAGCACGUCCGUUGUGACUUUUAACAGAAACGUGAUAAGAAAUACUAUUUUUAGUGUCAGCAGAUUGUUGUAAAUUUCCAACGAUUUGUUGAAGUUCAUUCAAUUUUUGCAUUUUUAUGAAGAUUUUUGACAUGAAAUGUUUUAUGAUUUUAUGCGAAAAAAUGAUCAGAACUCAGGAAAUUAAUUCAAUUUUAAAUUUAAGUUUUCAUGAAGGGCUUAAGUCGUUCAAG